AUGGCGAGGAUCAUGGCCUACCUGAUCGCCUACCAGGGCAUGGCCGACGACGUCGGCGACGUCAACGCGGCCGAGGAAGUCUACAAGGACAUCGACGCCAUCGAGUACACCGACAUGAUGCAGGAGCUGACGAAGCGAUGCAACGUGUCGACGAUCCGAGCAGUCAAGCGCGCGUAUGUCAGCCUGGGCCGCCCUUCGAACGCAGCGCUGGCGGUCGCCGCGCAGCAUGCGGGUGUCCGAGCAGACUGGGCCCAGUGCGCCGGGCUCUCCCACUGCAAGGUCUGCCUAGGCAGGCAGAGGCCUCGAGCGGCGCGCGUCGCAGUGCUGCCGAGAGCCAAGAGGUUCAACGAGGUGGUUUGCACCGACGUCUACCACGUCGCGUGGAAGAAGAAGGAGAGGGAGAUCCUGGCCAGCAUGGGCGAAUUUACGCGCUACGAGGUCGACUGCCCGACCUCGAAGGACACGUUUCUGAAGGAGUCGAAGCUAUGGGAGAAGCUGUGGAUCAGCCGGGCUGGCGAGCCCGAGACAAUUCGGAUGGGCGCGGGGGGCUCGCGCGCGGCCGGACACACGCACGGCAGGAUAAGCAAGCAUGGCAUCAAGCCCGACCUGAUCCCGAAGGGUGCGCGCCACAGGCUCGGCCCCAUGGGGCGGAACCACGCGGUCAGAAGGGGGCAUCUCAGCAAGUGCCAUCUGCAGUUCCCCGACGAUUCGCUCGAGACCGCCCUCAGGAUGACCGCCAGCCAGCGGAACGCCCACAGGAACGCGCGCGGGUUCUCGCCCGCGGCGCUGGUCUUGGGAACGCAGCCCAAGAUCCCCGGAUCCCUCUGCAACGAUGACUUCGGCCUGCCGGACCAGGCCGCGUCGGUCGACCCCGAGAGCAAGGUGCACGAGAUGAUGAUCAGGAGAACGGCUGCCGCGACGGCCUUCAUCGAGGCCAACUGCUCGCGCGCCGCGCGAGCGGUGCUGCUGGCGCGCAGCAGGCCAACGUGGGGGAACUACGAGAUCGGCGAGUGGGUCUACCUCUGGCGACCCGAUCAGACGCAGGGGCUGGAGAAGCGCCACUGGCACGGCCCAGCUCUGGCGAUUGCAGUGGAAACGAAAGUCAACGAGGACAACGCGAUGCGCACCUCGGUGGCGCGGGUGACUCACGGGCGCGCGAUCUACCGUUGCACCGUGGAGCAGCUUCGCCCCGAGCUGCCAGGCGGGGCCCGCAAACGAGAAGGACGCAGCGUGGACCCCGGCAGCCCGCUUUGCGCGAUCGAGAAACUCAGGCGCGCGCCCAAGCGGACGAAAGGGGCCAGCAACUGCCGGGACCUCGCCGAGGAGGGGCGCCUGCCCCAGCACGACGACCACAUGGGCGACAUUGGCGAGCAGCAGCAGCCGCGCGCCCAGUCGCCCGUGGAGACGGACGAGACCGACGACCCGACAGGCGGUGCUGCCGCGGCGGCUCCUGGAGAUCCUCGGCCGACGACGGCCGGUGAGGACGAGGGCGGCGAAGCAGCUGCGGCCAGCGCCGGCGCGUCUGGCAGCGCUGCGCAAGAGCCCAGCAGGCCCCACAUCGCGGCGAUGGCUAAGAGGAGCGUCGAGGAGGCUGAGAAGGUGGGCGGCGCCCCGCUGGCCAAGCGCGCCCACCUGUCGUGGGCGAAGCUCGCCCCAGUGAGCGAGGAGGCUGCGCUCGCCGACGAGGUGGACGACGAGAUGCUGUUGUUGGAGGAGUUCACCGAGCAGGUCUACAUGCUGGCCUUGAAAAGGAAAAACCCCGCCAUCGUGGAGGGCGGGCUCAAUCGCACUGCCGGCUGGGAGCCCAUCAGCGAGGCGGAUGUGGAUCCCAGAGCCUGCUGCCCCAUGCGCUUCCUGCUCGAGUGGAAGAUGGAGGAUGGGCAAAAGGUGGCCCACGCGCGCGUACUCUACCAAGGGAUCAAGCACCGCGACGUCGCCGGGGGCCAGCUCGACAGGUCGGCGCCGACCCUCAGCAGGUUUGGCCGACACACGUUCAUGCUCUGGGCGUCUCUAAAGAAGUGGAGGUUGUUCAGCGCGGACGUCAAGUCCGCACUCCUGCAGGCUGAGGACGCGAGCGCGCGAGGCCUCAAGCUGCACGCGAGCCCGACGAAGGAGAUGAGAGAGAUGCUCUCUCACCAAAUCGGCCUGCAACCUGGACAGCUGCUCGAGAUGCUCGAGGUCGCCGACGACCCGUUCGACGCGCGCAACUUCGAGAGCCAGACCCACGUGGUGGAUGGCCUAAUCGGCAAGCGCGUGGGCGACUUCAUCGGGCGCGGCGAAGGCGCGACGAACGAACAGGACCUCUACGCGAAACUUGACGAUACCGGGUGCUUCCAGGCGCGGCUAGGGAUGCUCAGCGAGAAGCUUAAGUUCGGCAUGUGGGAGUUCGGUCGAGCCACCGCGCAGGAUCUCUUGGAUGCGAACAAAGACUUGCGCUUUCUGAUGGCCAACGCGCGCGUUGGGCUGCACUUCGGGCUUAACGAGGCCAGGAGUCAACUGCGACGCGGCAGCUGCACCGACGCGAACUGGGCGAGCCGACAUGAUGGAGGUUCGCAAGGAGGCCACGCAAUCAUCUUUGGCCCCGCGGACGAGCUCGACGCCGGCACCCCCGCACCUUUCGUGGCCAUGGAGUGGGCCUCGACGAAGUUGCAGCGCCUGUGUGGGAGCUCGCUGUCAGCAGAGGCCCAGGCAGCAGCCUGGGGCACGGACUCGCUGAUGCGGGUGAAGGUCUACCUGGCGAGGAGCCUGCGACCAGACCUGGAGCUCGAAGAGGCGAUGGUGCAUCUGGGAACGUCGCCGUUCAUCACUGACGCGAAGUGUCUCCACGACGCGUCGCGCUCGGCGACGGCAGGCCCGGGCAUCGCAGAGAAAAGGGCGGCCAUCGAGGUGGCGAUCGUGGACGAGCAGAUGGCAGAGAUCGGCGCUACCUGGAAGUGGGUGAAUCAUGCAGAAGCAGAUGGCGCACGGACUUGCCACGUUCUCGGCCCACCAGAUGAUGGGCGACGCGCUGCGACGUGGAGCGCGGGCGCCACGAUGUGA
Molecule: messenger RNA, 3039 nt
Organism: Prorocentrum cordatum
Lineage: Eukaryota; Dinophyceae; Prorocentrales; Prorocentraceae
Source: the annotation of a GenBank genome assembly